Arvicanthis niloticus (Nile rat) is the source of this 1042-nucleotide messenger RNA. The record is from RefSeq and is a predicted model, not a curated record. Lineage: Eukaryota; Metazoa; Chordata; Mammalia; Rodentia; Muridae.
UUCGAAUCCUGGGCCCAUGCCACCCUCCUGGGCAGCGCCACCCUGGGCCAAUCAGAGCCACGCACGUGAACUGGAGUUCGUGCUGCUGGGUUUCGCACACGUACCCUCGCUACGCCCAAUGCUUGCAGCGCUCUUCCUGGCAGCCUUCCUGCUCACGAUGUUAGGCAACACGCUCAUCGUCUUACUCACCAGCCUGGACUUAGGCCUCCGCACACCCAUGUACUUCUUCCUGCGCCAGCUGGCACUGGUGGAGAUCUGCUUCUCACUGGAUGUGGCACCCCGUCUGCUGGUGACCCUGCUGCAACCUGGACGCGGGAUGUCCCCAACAAGCUGUGCCCUGCAGCUUCUCCUUGUGCUGUCCUGUGUCACAUCUGAGUGUUUCCUCCUCACGGUCAUGGCUUGGGACCGCUUCCUGGCCAUAUGCAGGCCACUGCGCUAUGGUGCCAUCAUGAGCCCACAGCUGUGCCACCUGCUAGCCACCACCUGCUGGUUGGCGGGAAUCCCUGUUGCACUCGUCUUCACCAUCUGGCUCUUUAACUUCCCCUUCUGUGGGCCACGUGGCAUCCGACACUUCUUCUGUGACAUAGCACCUCUACUGAGCCUGGUGUGUGCAGACACCAGAGUCUUCGAGGCCAAUGUGUUCGUGGCCACCGUCCUCGUCAUCAUGGUCCCCUUCUGUCUCAUAGCCACAUCCUAUGUGAUGAUUCUGGCUGCUGUCCUUAGGAUGCCAUCCGCCUCUGGGCGCCACAAGGCCCUGUCCACCUGUGCCUCCCACCUCAUAGUGGUAAUUCUGUUUUAUGGCACAACAGGAGUCAUUCACUUGCGCCCCAAGGCCAGCUACUCUCCUGAGAGCAAGCAAGUGGUGUCCCUGUCGUAUACCAUGGUGACCCCUAUGCUCAACCCCCUCAUCUACAGCCUGCGGAACAAGGAGGUCAAGGCUGCCUUUGGGCGUGUAUGCUGUGGACACUAAAGGUCUAGACUCCAUGAGUGAACUCUCUCCUUUGCCAGCUUUCCGGGUCAAGGAAUUAUUGAGGCCCACUCU